AUGUCAGAUGAUGAAGGAACUCUCAGUCAAGCGGAGGCUAGGAAGAAUAUGUCAAAAAUGCCCCUGAGCCAAGUUCGCGCUAUGAAAGAGAAACUUGGUAUCAAGCUAUUCAAUAAAGCCUAUUUUGGAGAAGAGAGUGGAAUACAGAAAGCUGGAAAGUCUAAAAAAUUUUCUGAAGAAGAUGGAAGUUCUGAAAGAGAUGUUGCAGAGAAGAGAGGUCAACAUCGGCCCAAAGAAGUAUCAUCCAGAAAGAGGGUUUCCGCUUUCAGAAAUAUUUACCCGGAUACUAAAACGAAACAAAAGUGGGAUCCAAGGUUCGAUGAAAGAGCUGGAACAUUCAAGGAAGUCUGCUUCGAAGAUAACUAUAGGUUCUUGGAUGAUGUUAGGAAGGAAGAGAAGGAGGAUCUUCGGAAAACUAUCCGAGAGAAUGUGGAAGCUGGAAGAGAUAUCAGAGAGUAUGCAGAUAAGUUGAACCGAUUAGAAACUCAAGAGAGGGCUCAAAAACAGAAGCGUCUCAAGAAUGAUACUAUUAAGGAAUUGCGACAAGAGAAUAUUGAUAGAAUGAUGCAAGGACAGAAGCCGAUCUUCAAGACUAAAGCCGAUGUGAGGAAGAAGAUUAUGGAGAAGAAAUAUGACCAACUCAAACAAGAGAAUAGACUGUCGAAAUACUUGGACAAGAAGGAAAAGAAACAGUCUGAGAAACUAAUGAAACAGAAACCAGAAGCUUUUGAAAGUAAGUAUGGUUAUCACUAA
Messenger RNA from Auanema sp. JU1783, 753 nucleotides. The record is from the annotation of a GenBank genome assembly. Lineage: Eukaryota; Metazoa; Nematoda; Chromadorea; Rhabditida; Rhabditidae.